UUUACCGAAGAUGCUGAGCUUGCAAGAGGACGAGUUUUGUGAAGAUUUUUCGAAUAGACGAAGGGUUUAACAAGUAAAUCAUGUUUUAUGAAUAAAAUAUAUAUCGUGUGCCAACUCCAGACAGUGGACACUAGGUUAAAUGUUAUGAAUACAAGUGCAAUUUCGGGUGGAGUUCUGUGCUGAUGUAUGAAACGAAGUCUCUUGGUGUUUUGGAACUUGUUGACGGUCACCCUCGCUGUGGCAUGCUCCUCAUUUGACACACAAACCAGUGUAAUCUCCAAGCAUGUCGGGCAUGGCUGCUAGCGGCGCGGCCUCCGCCAGCACGUCCGCGCUGGGCGGGCUCGGGGGCUCGCUCGAAGAUAAGGACUGCGACCUCCUGUGCCCGGUGUGCUUCGACCUGAUCGAGGAGGCGUACGUGACGCGCUGCGGCCACUCGUUCUGCUACGGCUGCAUCGCCAAGUCCGUGGAGCUGCACCGCCGCUGCCCCAAGUGCGGCGCCGCGCUCGCCUCCAGGGAUCACAUCUUCCCCAAUUUCCUGCUGAACGAGCUGGUGGCUAAGCGGAGACUGGCGAGGGCGAGGCCCAACACGCCCGGCUCCAGUGCGAGCCAGACCAUCGCCGACGCGGAGCGUCUCCGAGUUCUGGUGGCGGCGGAGUCCCGCCACCUCGGCAUGCCCGACGUGGAGCGCAUGCUGGACGUCCUGCAGCGGCGGAAACGGUUGCUGGAGGCCGAGUCGGCCGCGGCCCACCAUCGGCUGCUGUACGAGUUCCUCAAGCAGCUGCACAAACAUAGGUCACACCAGCUUGAGCAGCUGGCGAGGGAAGCUCAACUCGUGAGGAAGGACAUGGAUCAUGUUUGUGAGGUUCUCCGCGAUCUGAGCGCGGGGGCCGCCUCGCUGGGCCGGCUGCCCACGGCCGAAGACGAGGAGGCGCUCCACGGCGAGCUGCACGCGCUGGCGGGCGGCGGCAGGGAUAAAGCGUCCCCCGCAGAGAGCCCGGCGGAGGAGGAGAGCUUCGCGCGCCACGCGGGCGGCGGCGACGCGCUGGCGGCGCGCUGGCGGCGCCUCACCGCGCACUUCGACGACUUCGUGCAGUGUUACUUCGCCCACCGCGCGGACGAGCUGUACUUCCCCGGGUCGGUGAGCCCCGCGGCGGCGGAGAGUCCCCCCGCGGCCCCCGCGCCCCCCGCCGCGCCCCCCGCGGCCCCCGCCACCCCCGCGCCCGCCGCCAGCGACGACCACGUGCCGCAGGCGCCCAGCCUGCUGCCGCCGCAGGCGCAGGGCGACCAGACCGCGCCCGACACGCAUAUUGGCCCGUCCAGCAUGUGCGCGGAGCCGGGCCCGGAGCCCGGCGCCCGCAGCAGCGUGGGGGGCGCGCGCGGGCUGGACGCCUUCCGCGAGGACCUGGCCGCCUUCACGCGGUACCGCGCGCUGCGGCCGCUCGCCACGCUGUCGUACUGCAGCGACGCCAUCAACUACUCCACCAUCGUGUCCACCAUCGAGUUCGACAAGGACGAGGAGUUCUUCGCGAUCGCGGGCGUCACCAAGCGGAUCAAGGUGUUCGAGUUCGAGGCCGUGGUGCGCGACGCGGUGGACGUGCACUACCCGUGCGCCGAGAUGCAGUGCUCGCACAAGGUGUCGUGCGUGUCCUGGAACGCCUACCACAAGAACGUGCUGGCGUCCUCGGACUACGAGGGCACGGUGGCCGUGUGGGACGCGGGCACGGGGCAGCAGACGCGCGCGCUGCAGGAGCACGACAAGCGCUGCUGGAGCGUGCACUUCAACCGCGCGGACGUCCGCGUGCUGGCCUCGGGCUCCGACGACGCGCGCGUCAAGCUGUGGGCGCUGAACGCCGAGCGCUCCGUGGCCACGCUGGAGGCCAAGUUCAACGUGUGCUGCGUGCGCUUCAACCCGCGCUCGUCGUGCCACCUGGCCUUCGGCUCGGCCGACCACUGCGUGCACUACUACGACCUGCGCGCCACGCGCGCGCCGCUGGCCGUGUUCCGCGACCACAGGAAGGCGGUGUCCUACGUCAAGUUCCUCGACUCCAAGACGCUGGUGUCGGCGUCCACCGACUCGCAGCUCAAGCUCUGGAGCGUCGAUUCGCCCAGGUGCGUCAGGUCGUUCACGGGCCACGCCAACGAGAAGAACUUCGUGGGGCUCGCCACGGACGGCAAGUACGUCGCGUGCGGCUCGGAGAACAACGCGCUGUACGUGUACUACGCGGGCCUCUCGCGGCCGCUGCUGGCGUACCGGUUCGACGCGGUGCGCGGGUUCCUGGAGCGGGAGCGGCGCGACGAGGAGCCCUCGGAGUUCGUGUCGGCGGUGUGCUGGCGGCGCGCGGCCGACGCGCGCGUGCUGCUGGCCGCCAACAGCCAGGGCACCAUCAAGGUGCUGGAGCUGGUGUAGCCGGGACUUGUUCACUGAAACCAUUCCAGUUUGACAAAACUGUUUCAUACAAGUCAUUGUGGACGUGUUAUUUGUACAAUCACUUACUGCCAUGCCGCUUAUGUCCAGUCGCUGGCGAGAAACUUGACCGAUUACUAUGAAGCAAAUUCAUGAGGUCAAGUUACUCUGCAGAACUGCAGGCGACUCGUGGCUCGACCGUGAAUAUAAUUCGAUCAUGAUUGAAUAUAUAUAUAUGACUUGUUGAUUAAACUAUUUUAAGUUUAAUGAAUAUAAUAUGAGUGUAGAUAAGUAACAGUGUUUUAUAAAGGGUACUUCCCAAAAUUUUAAAAGCAUAUUAUCUUUUAAUAAACACUAAUAGUACCUAUGUGAGAAAUAAUAUUGUUUAUAAGAAUUAUUUUGUGUACAUACGCACGUAGUUCAGCAAUUUUAUUUACUUUUUGAAUAACGGUUUAUGAUUUUAUCCUAGAAUUCAAGAAGAGCAAUAAAUCGUUAUAUCUACAGCAAUGAAGUACUGCAAAAAAUCUAAUUGAAAUUUUGAGCGGUUUAUAAAUUAGGCACCUAGUCAGUUAUAACUAACACAUGUAUGUAGAGAGAUACACGUUGAACCCAAAAAGUUAGGUGGACGCCGGGCUCUCCCCAGGGGACUCUACAUGGAACACUAUGAUCAAAAUGAGUAAAAGAAAAAAUAAAAUUACUAGAUAUUAAUUUACAAUGUGUAAUACACUACCCGAUUCUAAAAAUGCAUAUACCAAGCUGAGUGACAUGUAAAAAUAAUGAGAAAAUAAAGUUAAAGAAACAUUAUUUCCCCAAAGUUUAGCAGAUGUAAAGAAUGUGGCAAUACUCGUCUAACGACUCAGUCUAAAAACCGCCUCUUUGUAAGUGUUGCCAUAUUUGCUUAAGUUCUAAGCAAAACUUAAUAGGUAUAAUUUUUAUACAGUCUCUGGCGAGAACCCGAUAACUAGGACUUACACAAGCUGACCUUCUAUUGUAAAUCUUUAGUAACUUUCGUUAGAAAAUAAUUUUAAAUGUACAUUAAAAUUUUAAUGGUAGUAUAAGAACCUUUUAGAAUCCACGUGGUGCCCCGAGCCAGCUGUGACGUAGUGCGUGCUCGGCGGGCUGGAACGGGUCAGUUUUGCAGAAUGACAUUUUUCUUAAUGCACUUUGUCAUUUCAUAUUUUUCGGUUUACCUCUAAAGAUCGUCGCUUAGCAUGACCUUAAGAUAUGUUUAUUUAUAUCUUAAGAUAUGGAUCAGUGGGGUAAAAACCGGGUACAGUUUUCGUUAUUGAAUUGCACGUACUGAGUGAUUGCGCUAGUUUGACUUGUGGAAUUUAUUAUUGUUAACAUUUCCUCGUCUUUGUCCCUUACGGUGUAAACUGAGCCGACAGUCUUGAGAAGACUGAGAAGUCAUGUUCCGAUGGAUGUAAACAUUUUGUUUUCAAUAAUGAUAAGUCUAUAAUCUUUACCCUAACUCUCUCAUCUCUGCGUGCUGUUGCACCCUCCACAGAAGUGUUUCGGGGCCUAAUUAUUGACCUGACAUCAUUUCAAAACAAAAAUGACCUUAUGCGCAAGCGCUCACAUGUAGGUGUGCUGUAUUUAGGACAAAUCUUCAUUCACAAGCGAUCGAAUAUGACGAACUGCGCCACAACCUCCCAGCUGACACUGCCCCGCUGUGAUGUCGCCUGUCCUCUGUGUGUCAACUAGUGAUAUUAGAGUAUUUGUCGGUAUAACUAACUUCUGUCUCUUGUACAACGUUUAUAGAAUAUGAGGUACUGUUUCAAGGUCAUUUUUAUUUUACUUGUCACCAUAGACAUACAUAUAGCUAGACGCGGCGGCAUCUUUACGCUACGAGCCAAUAAAUAUUGCAAUCUUAUUGUGAUCGUGGUAAGCAGAGAGAUGUGAUCUCUGCCGACCCCUUCGGGGAAGAGGUGUCCAGUCAACGACAGAAAAACCUGUCCUAUUUAUGAUUUCGGUGUAUAGGAACCUCUAUCUGUCUUAUUAUGAACAGAACCUGUGAGACUUUUGGGCCACAAAAAUGUUUCUUAUUGCGAUACACUUAAUAAUCGUAACCUCUUUUUUUUUAAACAUUGGUUGACGUCGAAUAAAGGACUUAAAGCUAUGUUUGGUGACGCUUCCAAAGCAUCACUGCAAGAGAAUCGUUAACAAACCGUACUGCAGCAUUUUCAACAACGUCAACUUCACAAUAAUCCAAACUUAGAAUAAGGAAUGUGGACGAGAGAAUACAUUAAAAUUAUGAAUACCUCCUAUGAUACCACGAUGUAUCGUAUCUCACCCGCGGUCUAGCUAUGGGUAUGUCUGUGUAUAAAACCAUUGUAAAUACGCAGGGUAGUUUAGAUCGUGGCAGUCCGCUACUAUUUGUGUAUAUAAGAGUUUAAGUCGUUUAUUCAUUCGGCAACGAUUGAGGUUAUUGCAAGACAAAUAAAUACCCCAAUUCGAUUUGAUUCGAUUUAAUUACUUAAAUCGAAUUGGGUUCGAAUCCCAGCCAGGGCAUGAUGAGAAACGAACGUGGGGGAUUUCAAGCAAAUGUUGAUAGGAAUAUGCCAUAUCUUCUCUCUCCGGCUCUAAAGUUGAAUUAAACUGAAUGAAUGAAUGAAAGAAAUUAAAAAUUAUUGGGUUGCCGAAUGAAUCAACGCGGUCUUAGAGUCUGUGGCCUUCCUCCUUGUGCCAAGUCAGCUCGGUGUGGCGACUCGCCGACUUCCUGCAGGCCGGGGAACACUAACAGUGUUUGAAAAAUUUCCAUAAAUAUGUCACAGUAAUAAAAUACUAAUUGUUAAAAAAUUACUAGUUAUAGAAAAGGUUGGUCGAAUUAAAUACUUAGGUAUCCCUGAAAUAUUUUCAGUGAUUAUACACAUAUGAAAUAUUUUCAGUGAUUAUACACAUAGUAGUCAACAUAUACGUUAUAAAAAUGCGUAUAUUAGAACAGUCUAGUCGCGUCGCUACACCGAGAGUAGUUGUAAGCAAACCGUCGCUCUUGUGAUAUGUGUGUUGUUGUCUAGAACAGUCGGGCGAGGCCGCUGUGAAUGAAUUCUAUUUAAUCUAUCGUUGAUUAAAAUAUUAAACUUACUGUAUAUUUUAAUCAACGAUAGAUACUUUUAACGGCAUGUUUGUGCGAGCUGAGUAGGUUUCCGUAUGUUUUUAAUGUGCAAUAAAGACUUAACAAAUAAAAAAAGCAAAGGUAAAAAAAAGUAUGGAAAUUGGAUAACCAGCUGAUCUGUCUUACGUCUGUUUCGUCUUCAAACAUUCUGUAAAAAUUCCCUAAACUUUAUAACAAAAUUUUCCUUAAGUAUAAAUAUUAGAGGGUCCCCCUACCUUUGGCAAAUCAGUUGUACACAUCAACCUGAAAAUAAUGAAGGGACCCUAGCGAGUGAUGCGUUGUAGUCUGCCUGCACUCCGAGCAAGACUCGUUACUAUCCUACUACUAUUAUAAAGGCGAAAGUUUGUAUGGAUGUAUGGAUGUUUGUUACUCUUUCACGCAAAAACUACUGAACCGAUUACCAUGAAAUUUGGUAUGUAGGUAGCUGAAGACCCAGAAUAACACAUAGGCUACUUUUUAUCCCAGAGUUCCCGCGGGAUUGAUAGGGUUUCCAUGCGGACGAAGUCGCGGGCGGCCUCUAGUAUUAUAUAAUGUCCGAUGUACGUACCUUCGCCGCAAUAACAGCUCGUUCACAGUGGUCCUCUGCUACUAUCUUUUUGUUAUUGCUAGAUAAUCGAAUAGCCUUCUUCAAAUAUGUUGUAACAUGUAACUAUGUAAGUGUUAAAUCCCUGAGAGAAUUGUAAAGUGACAUAGCAUAUGUUAGCGGCGAGGACCGCAGUAAAGACUUAUCAAAUCCUAA
Molecule: messenger RNA, 6258 nt
Organism: Amyelois transitella
Lineage: Eukaryota; Metazoa; Arthropoda; Insecta; Lepidoptera; Pyralidae
Product: E3 ubiquitin-protein ligase COP1
Exons: 8
Coding region: 284-2407 (707 amino acids)
Biological process (GO): proteasome-mediated ubiquitin-dependent protein catabolic process
Molecular function (GO): ubiquitin protein ligase activity; protein binding
Source: RefSeq, a predicted model, not a curated record